GGAGUGGGAUUGUCCUUACAUAAUGACAGGAGGGGAGGGGCCUGGCUGUAAGGAGAUCAGUGUGGAUUGUGUGUAGGGAACCGGACGGGCAGCACAUAGAGCCGGAGCCAUGACUAUAGAGCUGCUGCUGUCCCUGGGGGUCAUCCUGGGGCUCUAUGUGCUCAUCUACUACAACUUCAUCAGGGGCCGGCAGUGCAGGAGUGACAGCAGCCUGAAGGGGAAGACCGUCAUAGUGACAGGAGGAAAUGUUGGAAUUGGCAAAAUGACAGCGCUGGACAUGGCCAAGCGAGGAGCUCGGGUCAUUUUGGCUUGUCGUGUGAAAGAAACCGCAGAAGCUGCUGCAUAUGACAUACGUAAAUUAUCUGGUAACAACCAAGUGCUGUUCAUGAAGCUCGAUCUGGCCUCCAUUGCAUCGAUCAAAUCAUUCUGCAAAACUUUUCUGAGCAGUGAACCUCGUCUGGACAUCCUUAUAAACAAUGCAGGCAUUGAGGCUAAAGGCAAGACUGAAGACGGCUUCAACUUGGUCUUUGGCGUCAAUCACUUAGGUCAUUUUCUCUUGACACACUUACUUUUGGAUCGCCUCAAGCAGUGCAGCCCCAGCCGUAUUGUGGUUCUUGCCUCCAGGGCUUAUAGAAGGGGAAGAAUUGACUUCAAGAAUCUAAAUCCACCAGGGGAAACAUGGAAGGAAAUUCUCCAGGCGUAUUGUGACAGUAAACUCGCCAAUGUUCUGUACGUUCGUGAGCUGGCCAACAAAUUACAAGGCACUGAUGUGACUUGUUAUGCCGUUCACCCAGGUGUGGUGCUCACAAAUUUAGCACGCAACUUUCCGUACUGGCUUCAGGUACUCAUAUUCCCUUUUGCCUGGUUGCUCCUCAAGACACCGGAGGAUGGAGCUCAGACUUCUAUUUACUGUGCCGUCCAGGAAGGGAUUGAGAUGUACAGUGGACGCUACUUUUCUGAUUGUCAGGUUCAGCAGGUCUUACCCCUUGGUCGGGAUGAUGCCGUGGCCAAGAAACUGUGGGAAGUUAGUGAAGAUCUCCUUGAAUUGAGCAACUAAAUGCUCCGAAACCUCCAUUUAUCUCAUGGAUACGACAAUCUUCUUCUGAAUCUUUGAACUAAACCUACAAUUGUAUGUGAAAUUUAGAUACCUCCCUUACUGACCAAAAAUCUAUGCAACUGAGAAAAGAGGAAGAAUGAAGAGGAAAUUGUACCAAAAUAUUUACUGCUAGUACAUUAUUUCCUAAUUUUAGCCCCUUUAGGGAUCACUCCUAUGUGGUUUUUUAUCAUGCGGGAGAUCAAUGCACAAGCAGAGUCCACUCCAGAGGAGUCAGGUGUCUAUCUUAAAGCUGACAUGUACCAGCACCUUUACCCCUCUGGGAUCAAUAGUAGAUCAUGUUAAGUCUCCUUUCAAUGCAAUCACGGGUGCCGGUCUGUUGCUAUGGCCGCUGGAGACCUUCUGAAAGCCUUCAUGUCGGCUAUAGGAAGAUCUUCUUCUACAGGCAUUUCCAGACUGUAGAAGUAGAGCGCAGAACCAAGUGAUCAGCGCUAUGCUAUGAUCCUGCAGUCAAAUCUAUACCACAUGCAGAUCAGUGCAAGGAAUCAAACCCCCCUACCCCAAAAUUAUUUUAUAUAGUGAUCCCUCAACUUACAAUGGCCUCAACAUACAAUAGUUUCAACAUACAAUGGUCUUUUUUGGACCAUUGUAACUUGAAACCAGACUCAACAUACAAUGCUAUGGAAUCUGCAAAACAUGUCAAUGGCUGGAAGAACCGACCAAUCAGAAUGGGCAUUCACUGGUAAAACCCCUGUAUUACUGAAGUGCAUGCACUGACUGGGGUCUGAUAGCGCCCCCUACAGUACAGGCAGGUACUACAUGUUCUGUACUACUUUUAACCCAUGCCAUGGUUAGCUGCUCCUUUUGGACACCAAGUAAGGGAGGCUCCAUGUUACUUUUUUUUAGGACAUUGCCUGUACUGUACAGGAUCCUGAAGAAGCUCCUGUCCUCUACAUAGACCAGUGUUUCCCAACGAGGGCACCUCUAGCUGUUGCAAAACUACAACUCCCAGCAUGCCCGGACAGCCUUCGGCUGUCCGGGCAUGCUGGGAGAUGUAGUUUUGCAACAGCUGGGGGCACCCUGGUUGGAAAAUACAUAAAUAGACAGUGAUUACAGCUCCCAGCAAAUCUUUCUUACUUUCUUAUGUAAGAAUUAGCUUUAUGUAUAUUAGUUAUCUACUUAUUUCUCUUUAAUCCUCACUUUUUCCUAUUUUUCGAUGACCUUUCGGGGCUUCAGAACCAAUUACCAGGUUUCCAUAGAGUUAUGGUCUCAACAUACAAUGGUCUAAACAUACAAUGGUCAUCUUGGAACCAAUUAAUAUUGUAACUUGAGGGACCACUGUAUAAUUUUUUUUUUUUUUUUAGGGAAACGUAAGAGUGGGUAGUAAAGAUGAAAAUGCAAACAUUUAAAUCUUUUUGGUCACUAAGGGGUUACAUGUGUUAUCCAGACAUAUAAAAUGUAUGGCUUAUCCUCAGCGGUCACCUGUAGGGGGCGUAUCACUCUAGUGAGCACUGCAGCUUCAUCCUUGCAUUGCCAUACUAUUAGUAGCAAAAAUGUCAGGAUACUGCAGUGUUUUUUUUAUUUAAUUGGACAGGGAAACUCAUCACUGCUAUA
This is a messenger RNA of Hyla sarda, 2668 nucleotides long. It is a transcript of the gene DHRS13, whose product is annotated as dehydrogenase/reductase 13. Bases 110 to 1057 code for a protein of 315 amino acids. The transcript is spliced from 5 exons. The record is from RefSeq and is a predicted model, not a curated record. NCBI's taxonomy places the organism in Eukaryota, Metazoa, Chordata, Amphibia, Anura, Hylidae.